Momordica charantia (bitter melon) is the source of this 1051-nucleotide messenger RNA. RefSeq names its product ethylene-responsive transcription factor ABR1-like. Gene Ontology annotation, biological process: ethylene-activated signaling pathway; regulation of DNA-templated transcription. Gene Ontology annotation, molecular function: DNA binding; DNA-binding transcription factor activity. NCBI's taxonomy places the organism in Eukaryota, Viridiplantae, Streptophyta, Magnoliopsida, Cucurbitales, Cucurbitaceae. The record is from RefSeq and is a predicted model, not a curated record.
AGUGCUUUUGGCUAUUUUCAAAGUCAUAGCCCAUAGCCAACUUGCAGUUUGCUUUGUACACCAAUAUAAAUAAAUGGCUCAACAACACAACACACGCAGCAAAAUUUCAAAACCAAUUUUUCCAGCCACAGUUCCAAAAUUCCAUCUUUUUUUUCAUUUGAUGUGUAUUAUUAUUGUUACUACGAAGGUGGCGAAUUCUUCAAGAGAUAAUACAAAUAUUAGAGAGCAUAAGGAAUGGCCUUAUUCUUCUUCUUCUAAUAUCUUGUCUGGUUUUAACAGAGAAGCAGAGACCUCUGUUAUCGUCUCGGCCCUCACCCAUGUCGUCGCCGGUGAUGCCCCCCACCGCGUCGGGGGCGCUCCGUCGUCGUAUUCGAACAAGAGAGGGCGUGAUGAAGAUGAGGAAGACGAUGUAAUUACAAGGCCUAUUUCUGGCGCUGCUUCUUCUUAUUCUCCACAUGCUUUCACAGAGAGUGGGAGAAAUGCGGCGGCCGGCGGCGAGACCAGCACGGCGGUGGUUUACGAGUACGACAGAGAAACAAGCCGGAAUAAUGAUGAGGGGAUGGCGGCGAUGAGGAGAUACAGAGGAGUGAGGCAGCGGCCGUGGGGAAAAUGGGCGGCGGAGAUUAGGGACCCAUUUAAGGCCGUCAGAGUUUGGCUCGGCACUUUCGACACGCCGGAAUCCGCCGCCCGAGCCUACGACCAAGCCGCCCUCCGAUUCCGAGGCAACAAGGCCAAACUCAACUUCCCCGAAAACGUCCGCCUCCGAACCUCACCCCCGGCCACAGCCACCGCCACCGCCCCCUACGACGUCGUUUCCCCCCACGCCAAUCUCAUCUCCUUCUCCGACGUCGUUUCGCCAAAUCCCACGUCGUCAUCCUCCUCCGCUUUCUACGGCGGCGGCGGAGCCGGAGAUUUGGGAUUUUCGGUGCCGAGAUGGCCGGAAAUUAAUGAUUACAGCUCACCAGAAUAGGUUCAAUGUUUUCAUUUUUUUUUUCGGAUUUUGUUUUCACAUUCUGAUUAAGAAAAAAUAGCAACAAAUUGAUUGAGCUAU